Messenger RNA from Diorhabda carinulata, 2652 nucleotides. It is a transcript of the gene Edc3, whose product is annotated as enhancer of mRNA-decapping protein 3. The coding region runs from base 251 to 1657 and encodes 468 amino acids. The record is from RefSeq and is a predicted model, not a curated record. Gene Ontology annotation, molecular function: mRNA binding. The transcript is spliced from 5 exons. Gene Ontology annotation, biological process: P-body assembly; deadenylation-independent decapping of nuclear-transcribed mRNA. Gene Ontology annotation, cellular component: P-body. Lineage: Eukaryota; Metazoa; Arthropoda; Insecta; Coleoptera; Chrysomelidae.
AUUUUUAAAUGGGCAUCAACUCAUUUUGACAGUUCAUUAGAUUCCCUCAUGGCGAGUGACAAACAUAAAAGAAGUUUUACUUUAUAUCAAUAAAAAAAACAAGAAGAAGAACCCGGUGUUAAUUUUGUACCUCAACUGAAACUACUAGUUUUUUGUAAGUUCAAAACUUCAUGUUCAAAUGAUUAAAAAUUUGAUCAUUCACAACCCAUUAAAAUAUAAGAUAAAAAGCGGUUUCCUCGUUUAGUGAUUGAUGGAGUCAUGUAAAAACAUGGCGCAAUGGGUUGGCUAUUUGGUUUCAAUUAAAUGUGCUGAUGAUAUUGGAACCUUUCAAGGAGAGAUUAUCUCAGCAAGUGCAUCGGCAAUAACUUUAACUAAAGUAUUUUGUAAUGGAUUUCCUUGUGAUCAAAAUGAAAUAAAAAUCAGAGCUGAUUGUAUCUUAGAUUUAAAAUUAAUUGACAAACAAAAGGACAAUUUAGAGGAGCCUAGCAUUAUUACUAUAGCAAAACCUAUUGCUAAAAGGGUUACAAGGACUCAGAGUACAUCAGAAACACAUAAUACAAUUAAUAAAAACCCAGAAAGUACAGGAGUACAUAAUAAAUCUAAACCUAUUGAUAUAGAGGUAAAGCCAUCAAAUGAACCAACAAACAAUUCUUUUAAAAAUAAUACCCCAAACAAAAAAGAAAAAAUCAAUAGAAAAUGGAUGAAAGGUUGGAAAGAUGAAGAAUGUUUUGGUAUGUCAAUGGAACAGAGCAAUAUCAGUAAAGAUUUUGAUUUUGAGAAAAAUUUAGCCCUUUUCAAUAAACAAGCUAUUUGGGAGGAAAUUAAUGCUCAUAAACCAGAUGUUGUGAAACAUCUUUAUAAUAGAAAGCCUACAAAAUAUAGACAUGAUGAAAACGUUAUAACGACAUGUCCGGCUUCAUACAGACAAAUAACAGUACCGAAACAAGAUUUUUGUGAAUAUGUAACUGAUGAUGGUUUGAUUAUACCCAGUAUAUCCAGGGCAUUAAGAAGACGGUUGUGGGAAGUUGCCGAAAGAGUUGGUCUUACAUGGGAAAAGAGGAUAGACUUGAUAGGAAGGGCAGCUUGCGAAAUAUCUAUACAACUUUUGGGCGGCGGACAUAGAUUAAAUCCACGUAACACACAUCAGUGGCCCACUGUUGUUUUGUUAUGCGGACCUCAUAAACAAGGAGCUAUUGGAGUAAACACUGCCAGACAACUAGCAAGUCAUGGUGUAGAGACUAUAGUGUUCACAGUAUCCAUGGAUGCAGCAAUAUUGAAAAAAGAAAUUUCCCUGUACAUGUUAACAAAGAAUAGAGUACUGAAUAACGUUUCUGAUUUACCAACUGUUUCGGAUUUAAUAAUUGUGGCACUUUGUGAAGAUACUGAUAAUCCCAAGCAUUAUCCCUUACUGUCUGAUUGGGUAAACAAAAAUAAGGCCCCCAUUUUAGCAUUGGAUCCUCCUCCUACUGGAACUCCGGGUAUAACUCCGAAAUUCUCAUUGCUACCAGUAUUACCCUUACCACAUUCAUCCAAUAAUGGAAAAUUAUAUUUAUGUAAUUUGGGUUUCCCCGUUGAUAUAUUCAACGAAGUCGGGAUAAAAUAUAAAUCUCCUUUUGGACCUAAAUUUGUAAUACCUUUACACCCAAAGGAAGAUUAAAACAUACUAAGCAUAAUUAUUGGUAUAAUGAUAAAAAGUCUAAAUAUAUUUUGAAAAGAGCUUUUUUAUUAAUUUUUCAAGAUAUUUAUAAGAGAAACGUUUGCUGUAAGCGACUCUUCCAAUAAAUCAUGAUUAUUAUUGAUUUUCAUAUGAUUGACUGUAUUUUUAUAAAUUUGACUUGAAUUUCAUCGAAUUGAACUUUGUCAUUGUUAUAAUAAAAAUUAAUUUAAAAAAGUAUCUUUUUCUAUUACCUUAACUUUCUGAUGAACGAACAAAAAUUACAAUGAACUUGAAAAAUGAUUGAAUAAGCGCAGUAUGGCGAAAAAAGCUAGAAUAGUCUAGAAACAAUGCAAUCUAAAUUUGACUAGGGCAGCAUAAUGAAGGUAACAGUACACUAACAGGAUGUAAGAUUAAUUUGAAAAAUACGAAAAUAAGAAAGUAUAUAUAGGAGUAGUUUUAUGAAAAGAAGAUGGGUCAUUUUAAAAUCCGUUGCAGAAAAUCAUGACAAUAAAUCUAGAUUUUAAAAAAAUUGAUUACGGUUAAUUUGGAUGUAUAGGUAUUUAUGUUAUGUGGAUAACAUUAUAAGAUAUAACUAUAACUACUAGAUCAGGGUCCAAAAAAUAACAACUCUGUUACCAUAAUAUACUUACUAGCAGUUAAGCAACAAAAACAUUUUGUUAUUCUUUUUUGGAAUCAAUAUUGAAUAAGUCUUUAUUCUCACAUUUCACAUGAAAAAUCAAAGUAUUUUUUAUUCCUAUCAGAGGUACUGGAAGAAUAUUUGGAUGAUCUCUAUUUAGAAGCACGUAACCAAAUUUAUUUCCAACAAGAUGGAGCUCCUCCCCAACAGGAACACGAAGUCAGAAUAUUGUUGGAAAGACUUUUUCAAGAUAUGUGGAUUGCUACAAAUGGUCCUACACGUUGGCCCCCUAGAUCUCCUGAUAUAAUCCUCUAGACUUUUACUUUUGGGGUUAUGUCAAGAACGAGGUCUAUAAAAG